GCGCGGCCGGGACUUUGGCUUUGACACGGACGGCGAGCAGGAGCCCUGGUGCUGGUGCCGGGUGCUGGACGCGGUUCUGGCGGAUCCCGCGUCCGAGUCGGGCGCAGGACUUUUGCUUGGAGCAACGCAGGUGCGGCGACGCGGCAAAUCCUGGUGCAAGACUUGGUGCAGCCGCGGCGGUCGGAUCUCGCCGUCGCUGCCGCCUCCGCGCAGCCCUGCAGCUCCUGCCGGCUCUCGGAGAGCGACUCUGAGAGUUUCUCCCGCAGGAAGAGCAGGAACGCGCGGCCCGAGGCGGCGUGGGCGGAAACCCGUGGCCCGGCCCCUGACCCACACCCUCGCGGGCACCGGGGCCGGAGACAGGGGGCCCGUGCUGUCCCGGGUUGGGCUCAGGCUUCGGAGCCGCGGGUGGAAGAAGGACGCCCCGGGGGAACAGCCGAGAGGUGACCAAGUGAAAGGUACUUUUGGACACUCUGGGCAUGGAGACUUAGUGUUUAUCUAUGCUAACGGUUUCAUCCCCUGAAUCCUCCACCUUCCCCUCUUCUGUGCCUCUAAGGUCUACUGGGCUUCUCCCCUAACCAGAGAAUUCUUCUUCGGUGGUGAGGCCUUCCUAGGCCCCUGAUCCUGACCCGCCAUGGGGAGCACCCUGGGCUGCCACCGCUCCAUCCCGCGGGACCCCUCGGACCUGUCCCAUAGCCGCAAGUUCAGCGCAGCCUGCAACUUCAGCAACAUCCUGGUGAAUCAGGAGCGGCUCAACAUCAACACUGCCACGGAGGAGGAGCUGAUGACCCUGCCUGGGGUGACGCGUGCCGUGGCACGCAGCAUCGUGGAGUACCGGGAGUACAUCGGUGGCUUCAAGAAGGUGGAGGACCUGGCACUGGUCAGCGGCGUAGGUGCCACCAAGCUGGAGCAGGUCAAGUUCGAGAUCUGCGUAAGCAGCAAGGGCAGCUCCGCGCAGCACUCUCCCAGCUCCCUGCGGCGGGACCUGCUGGCCGAGCAGCAGCCUCACCACCUGGCCACCGCCGUGCCCCUCACCCCGCGUGUGAACAUCAACACCGCCACCCCGGCUCAGCUCAUGAGUGUGCGAGGCCUCACGGAGAAGAUGGCCGCCAGCAUCGUGGACUACCGCCGCGAGCAUGGGCCCUUCCGCAGCGUAGAGGACCUGGUGAGGAUGGGUGGUAUCAAUGCCGCCUUCCUGGACAGGAUACGGCACCAGGUGUUUGCCGAGAGGUCCAGGCCCCCGUCCACCCACACAAACGGGGGCCUGACCUUCACGGCCAAGCCUCACCCCAGCCCCACCUCACUGAGCCUGCAGAGUGAGGACUUGGACCUGCCGCCCGGGGGGCCCACGCAGAUUAUCUCCACUCGGCCUUCGGUGGAGGCCUUUGGAGGCACGAGGGAUGGGCGGCCUGUGCUGAGGCUGGCCACCUGGAACUUGCAGGGCUGUUCGGUGGAGAAGGCCAACAACCCGGGGGUGCGAGAGGUGGUGUGUAUGACGCUCCUGGAAAACAGCAUCAAGCUUCUAGCUGUGCAAGAACUGCUUGACAGAGAGGCCUUGGAAAAGUUCUGUACGGAGCUGAACCAGCCGAUCCUGCCCAACAUCCGCAAGUGGAAGGGGCCCCGGGGAUGCUGGAAGGCUGUUGUCGCUGAGACGCCCUCAGCUCAGCUCCAGAAGGGGGCUGGCUUCUCAGGAUUCCUGUGGGACGCUGCGGCCAGGGUGGAGCUGAGAGAUGCUGCCUCGCAGGAGAGCUCGCCAGGCAACGGGCACAGGAAGCCCUCUGGUCCCAGCCCGUACCUCGCCCGGUUCAAGGUGGGAAGUAAUGACUUGACCCUGGUGAACCUUCACCUGGCAACCCUGACCCUUCCAGGGGGCGAGAAUCCAAGCAAGAACCACAGUGACAGCCACCGAGUGGCUAGCUUUGCACAGACCUUGCAGGAGACCCUGAAAGGAGAAAAAGACGUGAUUGUUUUAGGGGAUUUUGGCCAGGGGCCAGACAGCAGUGACUAUGAUAUCUUGAGGAAAGAAAAAUUCCACCACCUCAUCCCGGCCCACACCUUCACCAACAUCAGCACCAAGAACCCUCAAGGCUCAAGGUCUCUGGACAACAUUUGGAUCAGUAGAAGCUUAAAGAAGAUUUUCACAGGUCACUGGGCUGUAGUGAGAGAAGGCCUCACAAACCCUUGGAUUCCAGAUAACUGGUCCUGGGGUGGAGUAGCUUCUGAACACUGCCCUGUGCUAGCUGAGUUUUACACCGAAAAGGACUGGAACAAGAAGGAAGCCCCUCGGAACAGUAAUGGGGUCACUGUGGAGCGAAGCGAAGGCAACAUUAAGCAUGAGCGAUGAUGACACUGAAUGGGUUUUCCCAACCUCUGACCCUGGGGGGGCACAGGCAGGGAGCUGGCCCUUCCAGGUGAGGAUGCCGAGCCAGAACUGCCUUUCUAUCUUCGACCUGACAACAUCAGCACCGGGGCCUUAACCUGCCUGCCUUCUUUGUGGACAUUUUUGGGCCUCUGAUGGGAGAGGAAAGUGCCAGAUCGUCAAAUCAGAAGCCCAGUGGAGAACAGACAUGUCUUCUCAUUUGUGGAUGCCACCAACCUCAGCCCACUCCGGCUGGCUGUCCGCUGCCACCUGGACCGCGGUACAGAGAGAACAGGAGUGGAGGCCGCCGGAGGCAGAGGAGAGCCAUUUCAGGCUGCCGAGGCCUGUGGAGCAAGGCCAGAAGCUCUCGUCUCUGACCUCCGGUCUGUGAUGUUCUGACUGCAGAUUGCAUAAAGCUUUGAACUGGGAUGGAGCACUCUUCUCAAGUGUUCUGAGUGGUGAUUUUUAGUUUUGUUUUGAAAAAAUAAACAGAGGUGAACCUUC
Messenger RNA from Equus quagga, 2860 nucleotides. It is a transcript of the gene EEPD1, whose product is annotated as endonuclease/exonuclease/phosphatase family domain containing 1. Gene Ontology annotation, molecular function: DNA binding; catalytic activity. Gene Ontology annotation, cellular component: plasma membrane. Gene Ontology annotation, biological process: DNA repair. Bases 632 to 2341 code for a protein of 569 amino acids. The record is from RefSeq and is a predicted model, not a curated record. Lineage: Eukaryota; Metazoa; Chordata; Mammalia; Perissodactyla; Equidae. The transcript is spliced from 8 exons.